AUGGCUGAAGAGGAGCUGCUGACACGUAUGGAAGCCGACCUGGACCGUGACAGUAACAAUGGUUCAAUUGCCAAGCACGAGGACGAUGGAUAUGCCGCUGCCAAUGUCAGUGUCAGUUCCUACGCUAUACGAGACGAUAACUACGACUCCGAGGACGUGCCUCUCCUUCCUCAAUCCGACGACCCCUACUUCGAUAAUAUUCCCCUCCUAACCCUGUCGACAAAAGAGCAUUGGAUAUCCGCAUCUCUGGCUCGGCCCACCCAAAAGCUCCGAUGGUGCCUCUCUUACCUCAAAACACUGCCAUCAUAUCUAUCUGUACAUCUGCGAUCCCCAGGCCGCCUGCUCAAAUCCGCCUUACCAACCUACUGCACACCCAGCCGCAUACCACCUCCUCGCCAAGGCCCAACGGCCUACCUGGACUCCCUGCGCGGCUACGCCGCCGUCAUCGUUUACAUCUUCCACUUAUACGAUCAGUGGGGCGACCUCUCAUGGCGCCGCUUCCCGUUCGUUAGCACCUUCUUCGGCGGUCCUGGUAUGGUCAGCGUCUUCUUUGUCAUCUCGGGCCAUGUGUUGGGCUACGGUUUGUUACUCAGCAUGCACAGGAGGGAAGAAGGGCGAAUGCUACAAGGUCUCGCCUCCGCCUUGUUUCGGCGGUAUUUGCGCCUGUACGGCAGCGUCGUCGUGGCUAUGAUCCUCACGCUCGUCCUAAUGAGGCUGGGUGGUUACAAGGGCGUGUAUCUCUACAAACCCUACCACGAAGAUAUGAUUGAACAGCUGAAGGAUUGGUUCGUAGACCUCUUCAAUUUCUGCAACCCUUUCUCUGGCCAGAUCACCGACAUCCACAACGACUGGCCUCUCGGCUCCUCCUACUUACCUCAGAUGUGGACCAUCCCCGUGGAAUUCCGGGGUAGUAUCUUCUUGUUCGCGUUCUGCGCGGCCAUUUGCAAAUUGACCGCCAAGGCACGCAUGAUCGUUAUGGGGGUCGUCAUUUUCAUGGCUUAUUGCUGGCAAGCUGCCUACAUAGUCGAGUUCACUGGCGGCCUCCUGAUAGCGCAGAUCUCUCUGGUCCGCGACCCUGAGCGCAUUUCGGGACCAUCCUCAUUGACCGUCCCCAUGACCACAAACGCACAACCGGCACCGCGACCGCGACUAUCGCUGCUUUCCAAGAUGGCCCACACUGCCCUCUUCAUCGUCGCCUUCCUUCUCCUCGGAGAAAACGAUGCCGGACAAACGCAACUGCGCCUCUGGGGCAGUUUCCCCUGGGUUUAUCUGACCAAAAUGGUCCCACCCUGGUGGAGAGAGCAGGCAAGAUACCUCUUCUGGCUCAGCUGGGGCAGUCUGGGCCUUGUGUAUUCGUUGGAGUUCUUCCCGACGCUGCGGCGGCCGCUGGAAUGGAGGGUGUCGCACUACAUUGGAGAUAUCUCCUUUGGCGUCUACGCUAUGCACGUCCCUGUUGGCAUGGGUUUGAGGCUGGAAUGCCUGGAUUCGUGGCGGAAGGCGUGGGCCGGUGAGGCGAAUUGGGGGUAUCUGCUGCAGGCAUUGGUUAUCACCUUCCUUGUGUUGACGGCCGCGGAUUACUUCACGCAGUUGGAUCGAGCUGUGGUUCGAUUAGGGAGGUCAUUUCAGCAAAGGGUGUUCACUAAGUGGUAG
Messenger RNA from Exophiala bonariae, 1650 nucleotides. RefSeq lists its product as uncharacterized. Gene Ontology annotation, molecular function: acyltransferase activity, transferring groups other than amino-acyl groups. Gene Ontology annotation, cellular component: membrane. The coding region runs from base 1 to 1650 and encodes 549 amino acids. The transcript has a single exon. Gene Ontology annotation, biological process: polysaccharide biosynthetic process. The record is from RefSeq and is a predicted model, not a curated record. Lineage: Eukaryota; Fungi; Ascomycota; Eurotiomycetes; Chaetothyriales; Herpotrichiellaceae.